GACCCGCACCGGCACCGUAUCGACCCGCACCGGCACCGCAUCGGAACAGCAUCAGACCCUACAGCACCGCACCGGCACCGCAUCGGCCCCUACGGCGUCGGACCAGCACCGCACCCUACGGCAUCGGACCGUGCAGCACCGCACCGCAGUAUACCGCACCCUCCGGCAUCGCACCCCUCCGGCAUCGCACCCCUCCGGCACCGCACCCCUCCGGCAAAGUCCCGCGGGGCACCGCUCCCUCCGGCACCGCACCGCACCGCACCGCACCGCAGCGCACCGCUCCCUCCGGCACCGCACCGCACCGCACCGCACCGCACCGCUCCCUCCGGCACCGCACCGCACCGCUCCCUCCGGCACCGCACCGCACCGCACCGCACCGCUCCCUCCGGCACCGCACCGCUCCGCACCGCACCGCUCCGCUCCGCAGCGUGCCCGGCGGGACCAUGAUGGCGUGCGCCGAGCUGCUGGCCGUGUGCCUGCUGUCAGCCGACCGCGGCCCCGCGCCCCGCCGGCAGCCGCUCCCCAUCUUUCACGACAUCUUCCGUCGGGCCGACAAGAACGAUGAUGGGAAGCUGUCAUUUGAGGAGUUCAAGAACUAUUUCGCUGAUGGGAUCCUCAGCUCGGAGGAACUGUGGGAGUUGUUCAGUGGCAUCGACAGGCGUCACUCCGAUAAUGUGGACACAGAGAAGUUGUGUGAUUAUUUCUCAGCCUAUCUUGGAGAAUACAGGAAUGUGCUUUCUGCCUUGGAAGCCCUCAACUCUGCAGUCCUGGCAGCCAUGGACAAGACCAAGCUGUGCUACGAGUCGUCCUCCAAGAUGGAGCAGUUCCUGACCCGCUUCCUGCUGCGGGAAACCACGCAGCAGCUGCAGUCCCUGCAGGCCUCGCUCGAGUGUGCCGCGGACACGGUGGAGGAGCAGGCGGGACGGGACAGUCCUCGCAGGAGGGACGUGAGGCAGCCCGAGGCCUCGGUGGGCCCCAGGCCGGGGCGGCGAUGUGGGCGCAGAGGGCAGAGGAACGUCUGUGUGUCACCCACAGAUCCCUACUCUGGGAUGCUGAGCACAGGUGUUUGUGUGGAGGACAACAGCCAGUGGAUGGCCCAGGUGAACAGGCUGCAGCAGCUCAUCGAGAAGCUGGAGUGCAAGAGCCCACGCCUGGAGCCGCUGAAGGACGAAGCCCUGUGCCAAGGCAGAGAUGCACACAUCCUGGUAGCCAAGAGGCAGAUCUCAGUGGCCACGAGCAGCAUCGAGGAGUUCCGCCAGGCCUUCAGGUCCUACACGGAGGUCACGGCUGGGCAGAGCAGCUGCCUGCAUGUGGCUGCCUGCAAGCUGACUGACGAGGCCUGUUUCAUCCUCUAUGAGUUCUGGCAGGACGUGACGUCCUGGAGAAGCCACCUGCAGUCCAGUUGCAGCAAGACCUUCCAGCGGGCCAUCAUCAGCUUGCUGGAGUCCCCAGAGCUGCUGACCACCAUGCUUUUCCCAGCUUCCUGGUGGAUUAUGAACAACAACUGACCCAGGGCAGCUGCUCCCAGGGCGCCGGUGGCAGGCGGGAGGCUGUGGAGCCGUGGGAAGGAUGCGGAGCCCUCAGAUUCGUCCCCCUCUGCUCCUCAUCCCCCUCUGCCCCUCGUCCCCUCCCUGCCAGCAUUUCACCCUUUGGCUCUUCCCACGUUACUUCAUGCCCCUCCCCAGGCUGUGCUGGUGCCGUGGGCACACUGAGCCCUCCCAGCAGCCUCCCGGGAGCGCUCUGGGGAGCACUGGGCUGGCUUCUGCAUCCUGGCAGCCCUCAGCCCCUCUUCCAGCCGGCCCUUCUUCCUCCCCAGCUCCUCUUCCUCGCGGUGCAGAGGACAGGCUGAGGCUCCCAGGGGUGCAGGGGAAGGGGCUGUGGCCAGCAGUUCCUGUGCCCAGCGAGCCAGGCCGCCUCCUGCUUGUGAAUACAGCAAAGGCAGUGGCUGCUGUAGGGGGUGUGGGCUGGGCUGGGUAGGCUGUGCUGCCUGAGCCUGGGCUCCUGCUGCCCACCAUGGCUGUGCCCCCUGCCCCUGCUGUGGCUAAUGGCUAAACCAGCCUUGGCACCAGCUGUGAGGCUGCCAGACGGGGGUUGUAAUG
Colius striatus (speckled mousebird) is the source of this 2099-nucleotide messenger RNA. RefSeq names its product N-terminal EF-hand calcium binding protein 3 (gene NECAB3). Lineage: Eukaryota; Metazoa; Chordata; Aves; Coliiformes; Coliidae. Gene Ontology annotation, cellular component: cytoplasm; Golgi cis cisterna; endoplasmic reticulum. Gene Ontology annotation, molecular function: calcium ion binding. Gene Ontology annotation, biological process: regulation of amyloid precursor protein biosynthetic process. The transcript is spliced from 13 exons. The record is from RefSeq and is a predicted model, not a curated record. The coding region runs from base 444 to 1508 and encodes 354 amino acids.